AUGCAAGGCUCCAGAGAACUGAAGAAGCAAAAGCUUCAGCUCAAAGGAUGCAGUGCCUUGUGUUGCAGUUGUAGGCUCAGUGUCUCUUCCUCCGAGGAAGCUGAGGGCUCGGGUUCUGAUCGGUUUCCGACAAUCUCAAGCAUUGCACACGCCAUGGUUCAAGAGAGGUUAGACCAAAUGAUCAGAGAGAGGCAAGAGGCGAGACACGAAGGGAGGAGGAGGGCGAGAGGUGAAUGUACUAAAUUCAUUGUUAUGGUUGCCAUGGAGAAGUCAUCUGAUGAUCCUGUGGAAGAUUUUAGAGAGUCUAUGGUGGAGAUGAUAAUGGCAAAUCGGAUCUCCGAGCCAAAAGAUCUUCGUUGUCUUCUAAAUUGUUAUGUUUCGAUGAAUUCUGAGGAAUAUCGAGAUUUCCAAAUAGAUCACGGCAUUGUGCCACAGUUUGGGCACGCCAUCACAGGAGCGUUGCUACUGACAGAGAUACCAAAUACAUAA
Ilex paraguariensis (yerba mate) is the source of this 489-nucleotide messenger RNA. The record is from the annotation of a GenBank genome assembly. Lineage: Eukaryota; Viridiplantae; Streptophyta; Magnoliopsida; Aquifoliales; Aquifoliaceae.